CGAUGAAAAGGGGGGCUGGAAAUCGGGGGUGAAGGGCUGGCCGUUUUUGUUCCACUGGAGAAUCCUGCUUGAACGGUGAGCAGGAAUAUAACAGACCACAAUACCAAACUGCGCCGCGGGCAUUUCGAGUUGUCAAUCCGAAUCAGGACAUUUCCGUAAGGGUGGACUUGAAGAUUGGAAGGCGAUCUUUGGGGCCCUUGUCGGAGCACUGCUUUGGGAGACCAGCAAGAAAGCUAUUGUCGUUAGCUACAACUCUGCGGGUCUGGGGGUUCCAGAAGGGGCAGGGGGCGGGGGGUUACCGAGGAAGGAAAAGAUUGAACGCUGAGAGGAGGCUGGAAGUCUGAAACGCUUCCAGCCUGACGCGGCCGGCGUUGUGGCGAUAUAGCUUUGAACUGUGUGUUGAACCCUCGCGGCUAAGUGGAUGGGAUGGAGCCGGGACCAUCUGGCGCUGUGCCCAUGGGGCCUUACCCCCCUCCCCUGCAGCAGGUGUUUCAGGCCCCGCGCCGUCCGGGGAUGGGCACUGUGGGCAAACCCAUCAAGCUGCUGGCCAACUACUUUGAGGUGGAGAUCCCCAAGAUGGACGUGUACCACUACGAGGUGGACAUCAAGCCUGACAAGUGCCCCCGCCGAGUCAACAGAGAGGUAGUGGAGUACAUGGUGCAGCACUUCAAGCCUCAGCUGUUCGGUGACCGGAAGCCGGUGUACGACGGCAAGAAGAACAUCUACACUGUGCUGGCUCUGCCUAUUGGUAGCGAGAAGGUGGACUUCGAGGUAACCAUCCCGGGUGAGGGGAAGGACCGCAUCUUCAAGGUGUCCAUUCGCUGGCUGGCCAAAGUGUCAUGGCGGCUGCUUCAGGAGACGCUGGUGAGCGGCCGGCUGCAGGUGCCCCUGGACUCGGUGCAGGCGCUGGACGUGGCCAUGCGACACCUGGCCUCCAUGAGGUACACUCCAGUGGGUCGGUCCUUCUUCUCUCCCCCGGAGGGGUAUUACCACCCCCUGGGCGGGGGUAGGGAGGUGUGGUUCGGCUUCCAUCAGUCGGUCAGGCCAGCCAUGUGGAAGAUGAUGCUCAACAUAGACGUGUCUGCCACGGCCUUCUACAAAGCACAGCCAGUUAUCGAGUUCAUGUGUGAGGUCCUGGACAUCCGUAACAUCGACGAGCAGCCCAAAACACUCACCGACUCCCAGAGGGUCCGCUUCACCAAGGAGAUCAAAGGUGGGCCUAUAACUGGUCUGAAGGUGGAGGUGACGCACUGUGGUCAGAUGAAGAGGAAGUACCGCGUCUGCAACGUCACACGUCGGCCCGCCAGCCACCAGACGUUUCCCCUCCAGUUGGAGAGUGGGCAGACAGUGGAGUGCACGGUGGCCCAGUAUUUCAAGCAGAAGUACAAUCUGCAGCUCAAGUACCCCCACCUGCCCUGCCUGCAGGUGGGGCAGGAGCAGAAGCACACCUACCUGCCCCUGGAGGUUUGUAACAUAGUAGCAGGUCAGCGCUGCAUUAAGAAACUGACUGAUAAUCAGACCUCCACCAUGAUCAAAGCCACAGCCCGCUCUGCACCGGACAGACAGGAGGAGAUCAGCCGGCUGAUGAAGAAUGCCAACUUCAACCUGGACCCCUACAUCCAAGAGUUCGGCAUCAAGGUGAAGGACGACAUGGCGGAGGUGACUGGACGAGUGCUGCCUGCUCCGAUCCUUCAGUACGGUGGACGGAACCGAGCCAUCGCCACUCCAAACCAGGGCGUGUGGGACAUGAGAGGGAAGCAGUUCUACAACGGCAUUGAGAUCAAAGUCUGGGCCAUCGCCUGCUUCGCUCCACAGAAACAGUGCCGCGAGGAAGUGCUCAAAAACUUCACCGACCAGCUGCGUAAGAUCUCCAAGGACGCUGGGAUGCCCAUCCAGGGCCAGCCGUGCUUCUGUAAGUACGCACAGGGAGCGGACAGCGUGGAGCCCAUGUUCCGACACCUGAAGAACACCUACGCCGGCCUGCAGCUCAUCAUCGUCAUCCUGCCCGGCAAGACCCCGGUCUACGCUGAGGUGAAGCGGGUAGGGGACACCCUCUUGGGAAUGGCCACUCAGUGUGUUCAGGUGAAGAACGUGGUGAAGACGUCACCUCAGACCCUCUCCAACCUCUGCCUCAAGAUCAACGUCAAGCUUGGUGGCAUCAACAACAUCCUGGUGCCACACCAACGGUCGGCAGUGUUCCAGCAGCCCGUCAUCUUCCUCGGGGCAGACGUCACUCACCCACCUGCCGGGGACGGGAAGAAGCCCUCCAUCACUGCGGUGGUGGGCAGCAUGGACGCCCACCCCAGCCGCUACUGUGCUACGGUGCGGGUGCAGAGGCCGAGGCAGGAGAUCAUCGAAGACCUCUCGUAUAUGGUGCGUGAGCUGCUCAUUCAGUUCUAUAAGUCCACACGCUUCAAGCCCACCCGCAUCAUCUUCUACCGGGACGGCGUUCCAGAAGGACAGCUGCCACAGAUCCUUCACUAUGAGCUGCUGGCCAUUAGAGAUGCCUGCAUUAAACUGGAGAAGGAUUACCAGCCAGGGAUCACCUACAUUGUGGUGCAGAAACGCCACCACACCCGCCUCUUCUGCGCCGACAAGUCCGAGAGGAUUGGGAAGAGUGGCAAUAUUCCAGCAGGCACUACCGUGGACACCAGCAUCACUCACCCCUUUGAGUUUGACUUUUACCUGUGCAGCCAUGCUGGCAUUCAGGGCACAAGCCGGCCUUCCCACUACUACGUGCUGUGGGAUGACAACCGCUUCACGGCCGACGAGCUGCAGAUCCUCACCUACCAGCUGUGCCACACCUACGUGCGCUGCACCCGCUCCGUCUCCAUCCCUGCGCCAGCCUACUACGCUCGUCUUGUGGCCUUCCGCGCCCGCUACCACCUGGUGGACAAGGAGCACGACAGUGGGGAGGGCAGCCAUGUGUCGGGUCAGAGUAACGGCCGGGACCCCCAAGCGCUGGCCAAGGCUGUGCAGAUCCACCAUGACACCCUGAGGACCAUGUACUUUGCCUGAGCACACACCCACAGCUCGACCUCAUGUCCUUUAUCAUUACAUCCCACCAAGACUGGAUGCGGCACCAGACGCUUCCUGGCCACACAAGCACCCUCCACCCCAGCCCACUCCCCACCUCUCAAAUGCACCAUAUCAGACUUCAUACACACUAGUGCAGCGGCAGAGGUGGCCUUCAACACAGCACCUUGUCCCUGAAACGAUAUGAAGAUCGUCAUGAUGAAGAUUUGUCUGUUUGGAUUUACUUAGCAGGCCCACUAUACCCCUGCAAGUUCCUCUCUUUUUCUUUUGAUUUCUUUAUUUUCAUACUUUUCUUUUAAUGAAGAGUUCAACGGUAUUAAUGAUGUGUAUACCUUUGCCCUUCUGUGUAUGAAAUGUAUGCAUGUAUGCAAUAUGAAGAGGAGGACUGGAUAGGGAAACCUAUGAAGAUAUUUUUGUUUUGUUUACUUUUGACUGCCACCACAACUCUGCCUCAAUCAGCUUCCCUUGCCGGAGAACAGUGUUUGCGCCCCUUUUGAACAUUUGACACACAUGCAACACACACACACACACAUUGUGUUCAUUUGACACACAUGCACGCAUGCAACACACACACACACACAUUGUGUUCAUUUUAAAAUUUUAAUUUUAUAAAUGACUAUUGUUACAUUUUUAUUGUUUAAAUGGAAAAAGUAAGAUUUUUUUUAAUAUGGCCUUUAUGGAUGACAAAUGUAAUGGUACAUUAGCACUUAGUGUUAGCAUUGUAGACCGCUUAAGCCCAGCGUCCAUGAAUUGUCUCUGUGUACGACUUGCAUUAGUGUGACCCAUUACACAGGCUGGGAGCGGGGAACAGGCUGUAGCAUUGCUGUAGGUGCAGAGAGCACACUCUGAUUGUGCACUCCACUAGGACAGUGUCAUUUGUAGCCAAACUUUGUAUAGACUUAGCUAGCGCCAGAUAAUGGCAAAAAUUAGCCAAAAAAGAAAGAAAAGACGAGAAGAUCCUUAAGUAAAAAAGAUAGAACAGACCAAUGAGUGCUUUAAGUAUUAUGCUCAGCGCACCCAACACUGAAACCAGCAUUGUAAACCAGCCAAAUGUGAUGCCAACCAUGCAGAGUGCGGGGUGCGAGCGUCACGUGAUGCCAACCAUGCAGAGUGCGGGGCGCGAGCAUCACGUGAUGCCAACCAUGCAGAGUGCGGGGCGCGAGCAUCACGUGAUGCCAACCAUGCAGAGUGCGGGGCGCGAGCGUCACACGUGAUGCCAACCAUGCAGAGUGCGGGGCACGAGCAUCACGUGAUGCCAACCAUGCAGAGUGCGGGCACGAGCAUCACGUGAUGCCAACCAUGCAGAGUGCGGGGCGCGAGCGUCACACGUGAUGCCAACCAUGCAGAGUGCGGGCACGAGCAUCACGUGAUGCCAACCAUGCAGAGUGCGGGGCACGAGCGUCACAUGGGGGGUGCUGCACCUCACCUAUUUAUUUAUUUUCCUGUAACUGAAUGGUCCCUUCCUCUAGAGGUGGAAUAUAUAUGCUCUUGUUAUUUUUUAUUUGUUUCUUUCUUUUAAUACUUGUUUUUAUUUUGUCUUUGCUGCCAAAACCAGUAGGUCUCAAAACCAUACUGACCAUUAACACCUAGUCCUUCCUAUGCACAUGCCAUGACAGCGCAAUCUCUACAGUAUCCCACAGGUGAGGAGUGAGCAAUAUGCUAUAUGCAAAAUAAAAAUGCUGUUUUCUCCCCAAAUGAAGCUUGAAUGCUGGCAGCCACACUCGCGGACACAGGCCUGUCCAUGACACAACCUUGACAGCGGACCAGCAUUUUCUCUUGCCUCUCUUGCGACACCCACUCGUGUAGUGUACAUUCCAGCAUGUAGAGAAGGACGCAGCGGACAGGUGCAGCACUGGCUCACACGCGCGUAGUGCAAUGCAUGAACAAAGACCAUGUUCAAAACCAGUGCGGAAUUGUUUCUGUUUCUUUUUUUUUGUUUUUGUUUUGUUAUGUGCCACCAUUGCUUGGCUUCAGGCAUCAGAGCUCCAUUAUGCACACUCUAGAAGCCCCUAUGCACACACUAGAAGCCCCUAUGCACACUAGAAGCCCCUAUGCACACUCUAGAAGCCCCUGUGCACACUCUAGAAGCCCCUGUGCACCUUUGUUGAUUUCCCAUGUAUACCAGUGCACCGCCUUAAACACUGCCACUUCUUUCCAAAAACGACACACACACACACAUUUUACUGGCCUGUCUCCCUCGGUCACCCUUUGCAUCCCCAGGCCUGUUGGCUGCAGACGCCCAAUGGUGCGCUGUGGGCGUUGGCCACACAGAAGCGAGCGUCUGGCCUCGGGCCGUGGGGUUACGAGCAUCUCAUCUCAAGGCUUUGUAAACUGCAUGUUCUCGUUAGUGGACACUGGUGAAAGUUGACCUGUGCACCUUGUUUUUUUAUUUAGCAGAUCAUGUCUCAAGUCCUGUAGACGAGCUGGUGGAGCUCUGUACUCUGCCUCUUGUAUGUUGCCUCAAUCUGAAAUUCAUUUUUCCCUCUCUUGUUUUUGUAACGGUUAAAACAAUUGCACUUGUAUUUUAUCAUUUGACUUGUUUGUUUUCUUUACAGUUGUGAGUAGUGUCGGGCGUUGUCCUCAAGGGGGAGCUGUGGAAAUGUCCCUUUUGAUUUGGAACUGCCUGCCUCACAGCACCUCAAGGUGUCAGAUUCAUACUGAGGGUGCUCGUUUAAGUCAAAAGGGAUUUUUGUUUUUUGACAGUCAGCCAACCGUUGUUUUGACUCCUGUUUAAUAGAAUAUUAUGGAAUCAAAAUGCCUUUGUAUAGUGUUGUACCAAUCCUGUGUCUCUGAAGGUGAUUUGUAUUUAUAAGUUGAUAACUUUUGGUUGCAUUGAUAUAGACUGAGUACAGAAUUCAUCAGAAAUCUAAGUGAUAACGAGGUAAGGAUUCAGUCAAGAGAGGGGGGCAGGAUCUAAAUGACAUUCAUUUACAGUGGUAUUCAGCCAUGUGAUUACCCUCUGUUUAACCUAGAGCCAGUGUUUCCUGUAGACCAUAAAUAUGAUUUCAAAGAACGAUGGUUCCCCAUAGAGGAACAGUAGCCCUGUUUGCUGCAUAGUUGGACUGUUCUACUGCCUUCUCUAUGUGGAUGCAGCUUGUAAGGCAUUAAUGGGUAAUAUGAGGGGGCCUGAGGAAUUUGGACAAACCUCCCUUGUAAUUUGUCAUGGGAGCUCUCACCCUUUCUGAUGCACUCAUUUCACUCUCCUCUGAAACAGGCAUUGUAUACAGGGCAAGACAGUUUAGAGGUACAUUAUCAGAGGGCUCCACUUUGACCCUCACAGAUUUAAGCAAUAUAAAAUAGCCACUGAACAAGUCCUUGUCAUAGCACUUCCCAGUAGAUCUGAAUGAAAGGGCACAAGCAACAUAUUUUGGCUGUGUAUGUCAUAGUAAUGGGACUUCGUUGGGGAGGGUUAUUUUUAAAGAAAAUUAAAAAAAAAUGUUUUUUAUUAA
Molecule: messenger RNA, 6485 nt
Organism: Alosa alosa (allis shad)
Lineage: Eukaryota; Metazoa; Chordata; Actinopteri; Clupeiformes; Clupeidae
Gene: ago1
Product: argonaute RISC component 1
Exons: 19
Coding region: 427-3018 (863 amino acids)
Molecular function (GO): RNA binding; protein binding
Source: RefSeq, a predicted model, not a curated record